Messenger RNA from Strigops habroptila (Kakapo), 3797 nucleotides. RefSeq names its product NLR family pyrin domain containing 6 (gene NLRP6). NCBI's taxonomy places the organism in Eukaryota, Metazoa, Chordata, Aves, Psittaciformes, Psittacidae. Gene Ontology annotation, molecular function: protein binding. The transcript is spliced from 13 exons. Gene Ontology annotation, cellular component: cytoplasm. The record is from RefSeq and is a predicted model, not a curated record. The coding region runs from base 546 to 3797 and encodes 1083 amino acids.
ACACCACAGCCUGCAUCCAUCUGCACUUUGCCUUCUGGAGGCUCUCGCCAGGUUUGGGUCUGGUGCCCGUGGGGCAGCCAGAGGUUCUGAACCUUUCUGCUUGACCAGAAGCCCGUGCAUGCCCCGUCCCACCGCAGGACCUGCUGCCUGGCCAGAGCAGAGCCACCGCUGCCGUACAGCCACGCUGGCCAUGGGUCGAUACCCAGACCCUGCCCUGGAGGGGGGACACCAGAGCUGAUGCUGGGCUCUGUGCUGGCAUGAGGAGGAGCUGGUGCUGAGAAGAGGAAACCAAAAGAGGUGCAGAACGUGUUGCGCUCUGAGAGCGUUGACCUAAGAAGGAAAUCAACACGUUGAAAGGCGAGUUGCUCACUCAGGAAGCAGGAGUGUGCAUGAAGCUCCUGGGCUGGGGCUCUCCUGGUGAGGACACCCAUCUCCUGGCAGGGACACUGCUCUCCCAGUGGGAUAUGGUGAGGAUGGCGCUCCCCUGGUGAGGAUAUUGCUCUGCUGGUGGGACACUGAUCUCCUGCAGGGGCCAGGCUGUGCCCAUGCACACAGACAGCAGCAGGAGCGGUGCCCCGGGCAGCGGCCGCCGGCAGGGGCAGGGCAGGGCUGGGGAGCUGCUGCUCCGCACCCUGGAGGACCUCUCCCAGCUGGAUUUUAAGGGGUUCCGGAAUGCGCUGGCACACGCGGAGCUGCGCGGCUGCAGCCGCAUUCCCUGGGGCCGGCUGGAGAAGGCCGACUGGAUAGACACCAAGAACCUCAUGCUGGAGUUCUACGGCGCAGAGGCCGCCCUGGACGUGGCAAUAACUGUCCUGGAGCAUAUCCACCUCCGCCAUGCCGCUGCCCUGCUCCGGGAAAGCAGAGAGAGAGCCCUGGGGCCCGCUCCUCUGCUGGGAUCAUCACCACCAGAUCACCGCAGUGGGUACAAGAGGGCCGUGCGCCAGGCCUACAGCCGCAUGAAGGACCUGAACGCGCGGGUGGGGGAAAGCGUGAGCCUCAGCGAGCGGUACGCCAGGCUGGUGAUGGUCACCGAGCACCGCGACGAGCAGCAGCGUGAGUGCGAGAUCGCGGCCGUGGGGCGCAGGCACGCGGACGUCAUGAAGGAGCGCGCCAGCUCCUCCAUCGCCGUCGCCGACCUCUUCAAGCCCGACACCGAAGGCUGGAGCCCUAAGGAGGUGGUGCUCCUGGGCGCCGCGGGCAUGGGGAAGACCAUGACAGCCAGGAAGAUCAUGCUGGACUGGGCAUGCGACAGGAUGUUUGAGGAGUUCAACUACGUGUUCUACAUCCACUGCCGCGAGGGGAACCUGCUGGCUGGUGAGGCCAGCAUGGCUGAUCUCCUGGAGCAGUGCUGUCCCGGCAGUGCCCUGCCGCUGGACGAGGUGCUGCAGCAGUCGGAGAAGCUCCUGUUCAUCAUCGAUGGCUUCGACGAGCUGCGCUUCUCCGUGGAGCAGCCGUGGUGUGAGCUGUGCGCGGAGCCCUAUGAGCGGCGCCCGGUGGACGUCAUCCUCACCAGCCUGUUCCGCAGGAGGCUCCUGUGCCAGAGCUCCCUGCUCAUCACCACCAGGCCGGCGGCGCUGCAGAGCCUGCGGCAGCUCCUGGAGCAUGAGCGCUGCGCCGAGAUCCUGGGCUUCUCGGAGGCGGACAGGAGGGAAUACUUCCAGCAGUUCUUUGGGAGCACGGAGCAGGCAGCGGCCGCCUUCCGCUUCGUGCGGGGGCACGAGCUGCUCUUCACCAUGUGCCUGGUGCCCAUCGUCUGCUGGAUCGUCUGCACCGUGCUCAGGCAGCAGCUCAGCUGCGCCGGGGGCCUGGCCCACAGCCCCCGCACCACGACAGGGAUCUACGUGCUCUACCUCUCGGCCCUGCUGAGCUCCCUGCGCGGGCGGCAGCGGCAGGAUGUGCCCGCGGUGCUCCGGCGGCUCUGCUGCUUGGCGGCCGGCGGCGUCCGCAGGCAGAGGGUCCUCUUUGAGGAGAAGGAGGUGCAGGGGCUCGCGCUGGGCCGGCAGGAUGCCCUCCCGCUCCUCCUCAACGAGCACCUCUUCCAGAAGGACAUAUUCUGCGUCAGCUCCUACAGCUUCAUCCACCUCAGCUUCCAGGAGUUUUUCGCUGCGCUCUUCUACCUGCUGGAAGAUGAAGGGGAGGCGCAGGAGACCCCCAUGGGUCUCAGCAGGGAUGUGAAGGAGCUGCUGGAGAGCUACGGCAACUCCAGGAACUACUUCAUCCUCACUGUGCGGUUCCUCUUUGGACUCUUAAAUGAGGAUCGCAGGAGGGAGCUGGAGCAGAAGACGGGGUGUAAAAUCUCAGCCAGGGUUAUGCAGGAUUUGCUGGAGUGGCUUCAGGACAGCCAGAAAACAGCCCUGGCUCUUCUGAUGGAGGAGACUGGGCUGGUCCGCGACCUGGAGCUCUGCCAUUGCCUCUAUGAGCUGCAGGACGAGCGGCUGGUGGCGGCCGCCCUGCGCCCCUUCACAGGGCUGUGCCUGCGUGGGCUCAACCUCAACCGCUUCGACCAGGUCGUCCUUUCCUUCAGCCUGAGGAGCUUCCGCGGGCUGCAGGCGCUGGAGCUGGGGCACUGCUGCUUCCUGUGGGAUGAGCCCGAGGACACCGCGGGGCCACAGCCGCAAAAGAAGCCGCAUCGGGAAGCCCAGGAGGAGGAGUGCACGCUGUCACCCAUCCACAUGCUCUGUCAAGCCCUGGAGGCAUCAGGCUGUAAGCUGAAGACGCUGAGGCUGGACCGGUGUGAGCUCAGCGGCGCCUGCGGCGCGGCUCUGGGCUCCGUCCUCGGCUCUAACCCUGCCCUGACAGAGCUGGGCCUGGCUGGGAACAAAGACCUGGGGGACAAAGGCGUGAGGCUGCUGUGCGAGGGGCUGCGGCGCGGAGCCGGCUCCCUGCGGGCGCUGCGGCUGUGGCAGUGCGGGCUGACGGAGCUGAGCUGUGAGAUCCUUGCCACGGUGCUCCCAGACACCCCCAGCCUGGCUGAGCUGCACUUGGGGGGCAAUGCUGUGGGGGACAGCGGCGUGUGGCAGCUGAGCCGGGGGCUGCAGGACCCCCGCUGCCGGCUGCACACCCUCAGGCUGUGGCAGUGCGGGCUGACGGAGCUGAGCUGUGAGACCCUUGCCGCGGUGCUCCCCGACACCCCCAGCCUGGCUGAGCUGCACUUGGGGGGCAACGCUGUGGGGGACGGCGGCGUGCGGCGGCUGAGCCGGGGGCUGCGGGACCCCCGCUGCCGGCUGCACACCCUCAGCCUGUGGCAGUGUGGCCUCUCGGGAGCCUGCUGCGAGGACGUGUGCUCCGUGCUCCGCGCUGGGUGCACCCUGGAGACCCUGGACCUGAGCGAGAACAACCUGGACAACGGGAGCGUGCGAGUGCUGUGCGGGGUGCUGGGGCAGCACCCGGGGUCCCUGCAGGCGCUGUGGCUGCAGAGCUCUGGGCUGGAUGAAGAGACGCUGCAGGAGGCGGCGGCGCUUGAACAAGUCAAACUCAUAACUGCUCCGUGGCGUUUCCUGCUUCCCGGUCCUGACUGGAAGUGCUGUGGCUGCAGCAGGGGCCCUCCCCAGAGCUUCGGGCUCGUGGUCAGAGCAUCAAACACUGUCUGUGGUCUGACGGGUGCUGCUGGCGUGGGGCUGGAGCAAAAUGCGUUCACCCACAGGUGCGAUGGUGCCCGGGUGUUGCUGCAGAGGCUGAACCAGCGCUGCAACAUCCUGCACGGGAGGAAGCCGCGGGCACAGCCGAGCCGGACCCGGGGGAGCAGCAGAGGGGAAGGCACCGAGGUGACAACCGCCAAGCUCAGCCUCACCCACUGA